AAAAAAAUAAAUAAAUAAAUAAAAGAAAAAGGUGUCGGAAUUAAAUCAUUGAAACCAUUAAUUUCACAAUCUUAAAGGGAAGCUAAAUGCGUCCCGUUCCGCGUCAAUCAGGCACUGCCAACCAAACCCUGUGAGAAAAGAAUAGCUCAACAGGCUCAAGUUAGCACCACCUCCCUUAGCGGAUCUACUCUGCUCCGUCUGAUCCCAAUCUCCGAUCUUCCAUUCACGGACUUCUUCUCUCAGGUACGCCUUCAAUCGCACUGGCUCUUAUUUUCCUUCUCUCAGAUCCAUCCGAUCCAAGUUUCAAUUUUUCUUUAUAUAUAUAUAUAUUUUUUUUUUCUUUUUUUGGUUUUCCUUUUAAACUAAAUUCCGUAAACGAAGAUAACCAAUGAAUUCAAAUCGCGGAAAGAACUUCGAUUUCGAUCUUGGGAUCGGAUCGUCCCAACCCAAAUCGCUCAACGAGCAGAAGAACCGUACUUCUUCAUAUUCGUCGUAUUCUUCUUCUUCUUCGUCUUCGUCUUCUUCUUCCUUUUCUUCUUCGUAUUCAUCCACGCAAACCCGACCCGCUUGGCAACCCAAUAAACCCUCAUGGACCCAUCAGCCAGCACCGAACCUUGCGAGCGGACCCACUUCCAUGGUCGGUGAUAUUUUCGGCAAAACUUGGUCUUCUACUCCUUCUGGUUCAUCUACGGGUAUUGGGAUUACAAAUAAGAAUCCAAACCUGUUCGGUGAUUUGGUUGGCUCUGCUAUGGGGGGUCAUGGCAAGAGCAAUGCAAAUGUCCCUUUAAAGAAUGCAACGCCUAUUUCAAUGGCUUCAUCUGGAGCUGCAACGAAUAAGAGCUCUUUUUCAAUGGGGAAUAUGGCUGAUUCAUUGCCAAAAACUAGUGCCCAUUCCACGAAUACUGGUGGAACUUGGGGUUCUUCUGGUGGGUUUAAUAAUAUUAGUACAAACAAUAAUAAUUAUAACAAGAAUUCGAAUCUUGGAGGUCCUUCAAUGAAAAGUAUGGGUAGUAGUGGUGGUGGCGGAGGCAUUGGGAUAGGCUCUAAGAAGGACCCAUUUGGUUCUUUCGUUGAUUUUGGAUCGAAACAAUCCAGUAGUCUUAAUUCCGGGACUAAAAGUGAUAAGGUCGGUAGUACUGGUGGUGAUGCUUUUGGGAAUUUUCAGAAUGCUUCAAAAUCAUCAAGCAACUCGAAUUUCGCACAUAGCAGCAAUAGUGCAAAAAAUGACAACUUUAUGGGAUCGAAUUCGGGUUCUGGUUUGAAUAUGAAUGACUUUGGGAUGCCCAAGAAUCAGACUCCUCCUGCUCAGUCAUCCAGUGCUGAUCCCCUCGGCAUGUUCUUUUCCGCAUCCACACCCUCAGCUGGAGGUGCUGCUGCUGCUACAACGAACAAUGGAGUUGGAGGACAGCAAACAUCAGAAGUUGAUGACUGGGGACUGGAUUCGGAGUUUGGAGGAGGAAGCGAUGUGGGUGGUUCCACUAUCGAGCUUGAAGGGCUACCACCUCCUCCUGCUGGUGUAUCAGCUUCUGUGGCUAAGAACAAGGGAAUGGAUAACUACAAGCAGGGGCAGUAUGCUGAUGCUAUUAAGUGGCUUUCUUGGGCUGUCAUUCUCCUUGAGAAAGCAGGUGAUCAUGCUACUAAUGUGGAGGUUUUGUCAAGCAGAGCUUCAUGUUACAAAGAAGUUGGGGAGUACAAGAAAGCCGUAGCAGACUGUACAAAGGUGCUAGAACAAGAUGAUGCAAAUGUAGCUGUUCUUGUACAGCGUGCACUCCUGUACGAAAGCAUGGAGAAGUACAGACUUGGGGCAGAAGACCUGAGGACUGUUUUGAAGGUUGAUCCUCUUAACAGGAUUGCCAGAAGCACCAUCCACCGCCUGAACAAAUUAGCAGACUAGAGGAUUUUUGAAAUAUUUGAUAAUGCUUAGUGUUUUCAUUUAGAUUCAUACCAUUUCCCCUGUUAUACCAUAAAAAAGAUUUAGGGAAUGAUAAACAUUUUGAUUCGAUACAUGAACAAUUCUUUUAUACUUGUUGCAUUCUGAAUGGUUUAUCUUGUAUGAUGAUUAUGUAUUUCAGUUA
Molecule: messenger RNA, 2075 nt
Organism: Ziziphus jujuba (common jujube)
Lineage: Eukaryota; Viridiplantae; Streptophyta; Magnoliopsida; Rosales; Rhamnaceae
Exons: 2
Coding region: 389-1894 (501 amino acids)
Molecular function (GO): protein binding
Source: RefSeq, a predicted model, not a curated record